CAGCAAAUAACGUCUCCUGAUAUCGAUGAAAAGUAAAGAAUACAAUUGAAGCUGAAUUAAUUAAAUUGAGAGUAAUUGCUGCGCCAAAGCAGAGGAGAGGCUCGGCUAUGCAAUAGUGUUCCGCUGGCCGGGCGCCAACGCACAGCAGCAGGAUGCACUUUUCGAUACCGGACACCCAGGAGCUGGGCUCCUCGCCCACCUACACCGCGUACAACAUACACAUCAACGGCACACACCACUGCGUCCUGCGCUACAAGCAGCUGCACUCCUUGAACGAGCAGCUGCGCAGGCAUUGCGUGGGCGUUCCUUUGCCGCCUUUCCCCCCUAAACGCCUCCUACCGCUCACCAAUGGUCAAUUGGAGGCCCGUCGAAGUUCCCUGGAACAGUACCUUCAAGCGAUGGGCCAGGACAACCGACUCGCUCGAUCUGCCCACCUGCAGCAAUUCUUGCAACGGGCCCAACUAGACACGGCCCUCGCCGAAGGCCACGUGGUAAGCGAUUGCGAGGAACAGCAGUUGGAGGUACAAGUCUACACGAAAACUGCGGGAGAACGGAUCCUGGUCAGUUGUUCAGUGCAACAGAACGCUAGUGCGCUUUUAAAGAACGUUUGCCGGGAUCUACAUCUUCCCGAAGAGCUGGUGCGAUUCUUCUGUUUGUUCCUAGUACGUCGACAGAGGAAAUCCGAUGAAUUGCAUUUGGUGCGACGCCUUAUGGACUUCGAGUCACCGUAUAUAACGCGUUUGCAUGUACAACCCUGCGAAUUAUUGCUCCGUACCUGCUACUGGGACUCGAGUAGAGAUGCCAAACUGACUGGGAGCAAGGUUGCCCUUAACCUGCUGUACAACCAGACCGUGGCGGAUGUGAGCCGUGAUUGGGUGGUCAUUUGCUCACCCAGCGAAGGUCGCCAACUGAGCAGCUUGCAGCUACAAGGAAGAUCGCGUGAGUAUAUGGACUUGGUCCGUCAGUUACCUUCCUACGGUUGCCUGCAAUUCGAUGAGGCUCAGGUCGAUUAUCCGGAGCCAAACACUAUGGCUGUGGUCAGCAUUGGCAACAAGGAAUUGGGCCUGCGCACAGCACGGGGUGCAAAGAUCUACGAGACCAAGUUCCGGGUGACACGGAUGCGAUCGUGGCGCGUAAGCGUCACCCAUAACACACUGGAAUCGCGUCUGCAGGCCUCCCACCAUCAGCUAGCAUUCGAGUAUCUAAUAAGCAAGCAGACUCUGCGUUGGAUAUCUAUCAAUAGUGAGCAGGCCAUGCUUAUGUCCGUUUGCCUGCAAGCUAUGGUGGACGAGUUGUUACAGAACAACAGCGGCGGUGGGAAGGCGGAUCCAAGCAGUGACGACGAGCAUGAGCAAACGGCAGUUACCUCGUCCACCUCAACGCCCAGUUCAACGUGUUCCACUUCGACGUGGGCAUCUUCAUCGUGUUCUACGUCAACAGCGCCCAUUACGCCACCAGUAAGGUUUCUUUCUGAGGAAACAACGCCUAAAUCCAAGCCUAGGCUGAUAACCUCCCGCACUUUUGGAGCUGUGUUCUUCCGCAAUGACGUUGCUGACAAUGGAGGAAGGGUGGCGAACGAAGCGUUUGAGGGUAUUGGAGAUGACGAUCUUUGAGUAAUGCUCGCCAUGAGUUGCCGAAAUAAAAAAGCCGCCAAACUAGAUUAAAUCCUAAUGAAAGUGUAGGUGCAAGCCAGACAAACUCAUAUGACUGGGGUUGCAGAUUUUAUAUGUGUGUAAUACAAAGUCUUUAUUAUCUCUGCUACUUGCAAAUGUUAACUAAGGUUUGCAAAAUAUGUUUUAUUGGACGAAAGCGCAAGAAUGUGGUGUAAGAAAAUGAAUGCUCAAGAUGAAUGGCAUGAUUUACCAUCAUUAUUUAUAUCUACAUGUUGAAUAAUUGUAAAUGAACUGUAAAUGGAAAUUUGACAACAUGUAUCUCCUUUAACAUUUCUUAUUUUGUAAUAUAUGUACGUGAAACCUUCUUUAUAUUAGUGAUAGAUGAAAAAUAUGUUAUGCAUUUAACGUAAAUUAAUGUACUGACAACUAUGGCAAAUAUAAUAAAUCCAACUGGGAUUUUUCGUAGAAAAAAUUAAAAAUGUACAUUCCCUUAUCUGUUGACUCACUUCCAAAUAAAUGACAAGUGUUUUAA
Messenger RNA from Drosophila eugracilis, 2145 nucleotides. RefSeq names its product sorting nexin-17 (gene Snx17). The transcript has a single exon. The record is from RefSeq and is a predicted model, not a curated record. Gene Ontology annotation, cellular component: early endosome. Lineage: Eukaryota; Metazoa; Arthropoda; Insecta; Diptera; Drosophilidae. Gene Ontology annotation, molecular function: phosphatidylinositol binding. Gene Ontology annotation, biological process: intracellular protein transport. Bases 153 to 1613 code for a protein of 486 amino acids.